Cotesia congregata is the source of this 999-nucleotide messenger RNA. NCBI's taxonomy places the organism in Eukaryota, Metazoa, Arthropoda, Insecta, Hymenoptera, Braconidae. The record is from the annotation of a GenBank genome assembly.
AUGUGGCCGUUUAGCCGUACAUGUCAAAGUAAAAUACGUCUAGUAGGUAAAACUGUCGUUAUCACUGGAGCUAAUACUGGGAUUGGCAAAGAGACUGCGCGAGAUCUUUACAGAAGAGGUGCGAGAGUCAUUCUAGCAUGCAGAGAUGUUGCCAAGGCCAAUGCAGCUGUAGAAGAGUUGAAAACUACGCCUCCGUCCAAGCCAGACCGCGAACAAUUCCAAGGAGACCCAGGUGAAUUGGUUGUAUGCAAGCUAAAUCUUUGCAGUUUAGCAAGUGUACGAGAAUGCGCGAAAACUCUAAACGACACCGAGCCGAAUAUUCACAUCCUCAUAAACAAUGCCGGUGUUAUGAUGUGUCCGUUUGGAAAAACAGAAGAUGGAUACGAAACUCAACUCCAGUCUAACCAUCUUGGACAUUUUUUGCUAACUCUUUUAUUGCUUCCGAAAAUAAAAAAUUCAACUCCAGCACGAAUUAUAAAUGUUUCUUCUAUGGCGCACUCUGUUCUAGGUGGAGACAUUUAUUUCGACGAUAUAAAUUUGGAAAAAUCUUACACUCCAUUAAAAGCUUAUGGCCAAAGCAAACUGGCUAAUGUUUUAUUUACAACAGAGUUAUCUCGUCGUUUAAAAGAAGCCAAAAUAGAAGGAAUUACCGUUUAUUCAUUACAUCCCGGUGUAAUUUCAACGGAAUUAGGACGUCAUUUAGACACGGCAUUUAUCAGAGGAGCGAGAGUUUUUUGGAAAUACAUAUCGGCUCCUUUUGUCAAGACUCCGGAACUAGGUGCUCAAACCACCUUGCAUUGUGCUUUGGACGAAGCGGCUGGUAAAGAAACCGGAAUGUAUUACAAGGAAUGCGCAGUUACAACUCCAUCGGCCAGAGCUAGAGAUGCAGAGCUAGCGCAGAAGUUGUGGGAUGUAAGCUGUAAAAUGGUCGGACUUGAACAGAAAGAUAACUUGGCUGAAAUGUUGGCUAUACUCGCACGCGACGUUUCAGCUAAAUAG